Messenger RNA from Pelagomonas calceolata, 1953 nucleotides. The record is from the annotation of a GenBank genome assembly. NCBI's taxonomy places the organism in Eukaryota, Pelagophyceae, Pelagomonadales, Pelagomonadaceae.
AUGGACCGACAACAAAAGCGCCCGCGCGAGGACGCCGCGCCCGCGUCCGCACCGAAGCGCAAGAAGCACUCGUUCCCGCUCUUCCUCGGCGGCGUGCAGCCGUACUGGUACAAGGACAACCGGGACCGCGCCGAGGGCGCCGCGGCGGCAUACCUCCGCGACCGGACGAACCACGACGACGUGACCGUCGAACUCGACGUACCGCCCUACGGAGCGGGCAGACCCAAGGGCACGGCGUGGUUCCGCGGCGACGGCGACGCGCCGCUCCGCGCGGCGCGGCGCGCCAUCGGGAAGUACGACGCGAUCGACCCCCGCUCGCGCAACCACACGAAGACCGUCAUGUUCAAGGAAGUCAAGGAGCACAACGGCUUCGCGGAUGCGGAACAGGGACUCAUGGACGAGAUCUGCGCCGAGGCCGAGGCCAAGGCCGCCGCCGCCGCGCCCGCGCCCGCGCCGACGCCGGUCGCGCCCACGCCCGCGCCGGCCGCGCCACCGCGACCAGCCACCGUGCCACCGACGCCGGCCGCGCCCGUGCCCAACUUCGUGACGUGGCGGCCGGGCCCCGAGGCCCUCUGGAAGCGCGCGCUGCCCUCGGUCGUCGUGGCAUACGGCGGGCCCGUGAUCCACAACACGAUCGACGCGGCGCGGGCGCAACUCAAGGGAGACAAGGACGGCCGGCGCAUCUGGGGGGUGGACCUGCCGCCGCCCGAUUCGGGCGGCGCGCCGAAGCGGUGGUUCGUGGCGACGCCGGCCGAGGUCGACGAGGGCUAUGCGCGCCUGCCUCCGCAAGACCGGCACGUCUACGAGGUCAUCGACGCGCGGCGGCCCUGCUGGGCCUACUUCGACCUCGAGUUCACGCGAAAGGACGGCCUCAACGCGGCCGUCGACGGCGACGCGCUCACGGAGCGCGUCAUUUCCGCGGCGUGCGACGCGUUGGUGGCCGCCGCCGGCGACCGACCGCUGGAGAUCGAGGUGAUUGUGCUCGCGUCGGCGCGGCCGACCAAGUUCUCGCGCCACGUCGUCCUCCGGCCGCACUGGACGGACGGCACGCGGCGGCCGGCGCCGCUCGCCGGCUCGCCGCACGCCGGUCAUCUCGCGGACGUCGUGAUCAAGGCGCUCGGCGACGCGCUGACCGUGCAGAGCGGCGACGCGCGGACGACGACGAGCUUCGUCGACACCGGCGUCUACACGCGCGACCGCUGCUUCCGCGUCUGGGGGUCGACGAAGCACGGCGACGAGGCCGAAGCUGCGUUCGCCGUGACGGAGCAACGGGUGUCCCCCGGCUCCCGGCCCGUCGCGUUUACGCGGUCGCCGCUCCGCGAGACGCUGGUCGUACCAGAACUACAACCAGGAGAAAUUGACUGCCUCGAGAUCGACGCGCCCGUCGAGCCGCCGCCGCCGCCGCCGUCUCCGGGCGCCGCCGAGGAGGCCGCGGCACCCGCGGCGCCCGCGCCCGCGGGCUCCUGGGAGGAUUCGUGGGACGGCGCCACCGCGACGCCGCUGCUCGACGCGACGGCGCUCCCCCACAAGUUCAUCAUCGCGCGGGCGGGCGACCGAGGCCAGCCGCCGGCGCUGUUCGCCGCGGCGGCGACCGCGGCGCUCGCGGCGCUCCGGCGCGACCACCGCGACAACGGCGACCCCACGCUGAUGUCCUGGCGCUACGUCGCGGCGGAAUUCCCGUCGGAACGGUACCUCCACCUCACCGUCAAGGGCCAGGGCGUCUUCUGUCGAAGCCGCGGCCGGCCGCACCAGAACCAGAACCUCGUCGUGACGGUCGACCCGGUCAACGGCCGCUGCUGGCAGCGCUGCUACGACGGCGCCGACUGCGCGCGCAACGUGCCCACGACGAGCGGCGGCGUCUGCCGCCUCGCGAACCGCCACGAGCUCGCCGCGCCGGCGGACGACCUCAAGGUCGACCGCUUCGCGCUGCUCGCGUUCGAGAAGGGCCGCUAA